Messenger RNA from Ceutorhynchus assimilis (cabbage seed weevil), 3283 nucleotides. The record is from the annotation of a GenBank genome assembly. Lineage: Eukaryota; Metazoa; Arthropoda; Insecta; Coleoptera; Curculionidae.
GAAUGAUUUCAAAUAUUUUUAUUUUUAGAUGAAAAUUAAUUGAUCAGGUACUAAAUUCACAAUUUAAACAUUGUCAGUAAUUUAAAAAUCUUCCAGUAUUUGAAGCUGAUAUGGAUGGUACCACCAAGGCAAAAAUCUUCUUGAUUAAUCAAACUGCUUUGGGCUCAUUGAAACUGGUAAUGAAAAGAAAAAUGAAUAACAAUAACAGAUUCAUGCCUGAAAAUGGACAGCCAAUGCCUAAUGGCUUUUUCAGAAGAUCUUUGAGGGAACCCAUUCGUUUUGGCUUAAAUUUCUCUAGAAAUUGGUGGAGGCAUCCUCAAGUAUUAUACGAACAAAGAUAUUUUCAUCCAGGACAACAGCAACAUUUUGCUGCUGUACCCAUAAAUCUAAAUCUACUACAAGGUGCACCUACACAAAAUGAGCCUGACCCUCCUGGAACUGAACCUUCUGGAUAUAUAAAACCAUUUUCUGUAAACGCAUAUAAAUGGGCGCGUAAAUGCAAAACUCAAAAUGAAUCUGUUGAUUUAAGAAAUUGGAUUGAUGUGCCAAUAACGUUUGAAAAAAAUGCUGCUUUUAAAAAAAGUUUCGAAUUCAGUGUGAUGUCAUUCAACGUAUUGGCCCAAGAUUUACUUGAACAGCAUCCUUAUUUGUAUAACAAACACAAUAAUGCAGCCCUCGAAUGGCAAGAGAGAUGGAAAAGAAUCCACGAAGAAAUUUCGAACCACAGACCUAACAUUGUUUGCUUGCAAGAAGUGCAAGAGUCUCAUUUAAAUGAAUAUUUUUUGAAGCAGCUUGAAUUGCUAGGAUAUGUUGGCAUUUACAAAAAACGUACAGGCUUAAGAUGUGACGGUUGUGCUAUAUUUUACAAAAUUGAUAGUAUUUCAUUGCUAGACUACGCAACUGUAGAGUUUAUGCAACCAAACAUCCCUCUGUUGAACAGGGACAAUGUUGCAAUAGUAGCAACGUUUUGCCCCAAAGAUCUACCUGAAAAUAAGUUUAUUGUGGCAACAACUCAUUUGCUUUACAAUCCUAAACGGCAAGAUGUCAGGCUGGCACAAGUGCAAAUUUUACUGGCUGAAAUCGAAAGGCUAAGUUUUCACUUGGACUCUGAAAAACAGAAAAACUACCUUCCGAUUAUUCUCAGUGGAGAUUUUAAUGCCACCCCUACCUCUUGUUUGUACAAAUUUAUUUGUAAAGGUCAUUUGCAGUAUCAGUAUUUGGCUGCUAAGAAAUUGGACGAGGAAGGAGUGACUUGUCAAGGACCUGUUUUAAUACCAUCUGAUCUUCAAAUAACAGACAACUGUCAGCAUGCACUGUUGGUAAAAACCCGCGAUUCAUAUUAUAAAAACUCAAAUUAUGAAUCUGAUGUCGUGAAUUUAUCAAAAAAAGUAGAUUUAAAUAAGCUUUACCACAGUACCAACAAAAUUUGCAGCUCAAAUUGCUCAACACUUAAAACAAAUAAUUUAUUUUCCACUGGGACUUUGUCGCACCAGUUUGCAUUCAAAUCAGCCUACAAUCAUGACGAUUUGGCCAAUCCACAAGCGACUACCUUUCAAGACGAAUGGGUUACGGUUGAUUAUAUAUUUUACAGUGGCAAAAAAAUAGAGGGCCAAUUUCAAGAUGAUAAUUUGAAACUUAGCGGUUAUUUUAGCUUGCCUUGCAGAUCGGAAUUGAAAGGGUUUAAAAUGCCUAAUGAUUCAUUGGGAUCUGACCAUUUCUGUCUUGUGGCUAAAUUUCUAUUGAAUACUGGAUCAUAACCAAGAUUGACAAUAUUUGAACUACUUCAAUUAUUGUCUAGAAUUAGUUCAAAUACACUAUUGAAAUUUAAGAUUUGUUGUUAAAAUACAAUAGGGAGAAUGAACAUCAUUGUCACUUUUCAGUGUUUACAGAAGGAAAGCGUUUGAAGCAUGCUUCAAAGUUAUUGUAAACGAUUUUUAUUGGUCAGUAAAAAAGUAUACAUCAAACACUGGUGUCAUUUUAUUAAAUAUGUCAAUUUUGUGCUUUGAUUAAUUGAUUUUAUCAAAUUCGUCUGCAAAAAGGAGAGAGGGAUUUUUUUCUCUUUGCAGAGGAUUUUGAAAAAAAAUCAACCCUCCAGAGUACAGGACUGACAAAUUUCAAGGUCAUUAAGAUAACGCCUCCUUAAGUACCAGUGUUUGACUUACACUUCUGCACCGGCCAAUGAAGAAUCGUUUACAAAUAACUCCAAGAGAAAUUGAGGCAUAUGUAGACGUUCUAAUUGUGUAAUUAAACAACAGUGACAAAUGCUGAAACUGCCCAUUUAAUUCAGGUGAUGAUAAAGUGAGAAUAUACCUAAAAAAACAUUUUUGGUUUAUUUAUUUAGUUACUAUUUCUAAUUUUACUUUUAUUUUGUUCAUUUUGUAUUAUACUGUAUUAUUAAAGACAUAUUUUUAAAUAUAUAACAAAUUUCAAUAACAAGACAGUUUUAUUAAUAAAUUAAUAUUACAUAAAUCACAUCCAUUAGAAUAUGGAAUUAAAAAUCUCAAAUCAAUAUUGUCAUACCUAUUAUAAUAAUUAUUUCUAAACUGAAUACUAAGUUGUUUUGAAAACACAUAUCUGUAGUAGAAUAUUAAAUACAAAAAAAUAAAUAUAAAAUUAUAAUUUUGUCACUUUAACUCUUAAAAAUUGCUCCAGUGAAACUUACAACAAAAUUUAUGUAUGCCUCUUGAUAAAAUCCUUGUGAAACUCUUCAAAUUUCUGCAACAUACCCUUCAAUUUAUCAGGUUGUGGUAGAAUGGUAGUCCUGAAAUGAUAAGUUCCAGGUUGCUGGCCAAAUCCUGAACCUGGCACAAUACAAAUUCCAGUGUUCUCCAAUAAUUCAAAGGCGUAAUAAGCAUCAGGAGCUCUGUUGACUUUUUUAGCUGCCUCAAUAGCUUUUUGUGGUAGAUCAAUCCUUGGAAAAGCAUACAUGGCACCUUGGACAACGUUACACUUGAAACCUUCCAUCGAGUUGAAAGUGUCCGCAACCAUUUUGGCUCUUACUUUAAGCGAAUCCAGUACGGCUUGUUUUUCUUUGAUGAAAGUAUCAUAACUGGGGUCACCUUUUUGAGGUGGGUUCACUACAGAGUCUAAUGCGACUUGUCCCAGGACAGUGGGACACAACAUUGCACUGAUGGCUUUAAGGUACAUUGCUUUUACUUCGGGACACAUAUUGAUGACCUCGGCAUAUCCGCCUCUAAGACCACAUUCACCCAUGUAACCUUUGGAACAAGACAUGAAACUUGCUAAUUCCAUUGAUGAGUAAGGUUCACCCAUUUCAAUUAAU